AUGACGAAUUCGAAUCCAUUCCAGAAUGCAUAUUUUGAGCGGUUGGUAGAUUUCCCCGUUGUAAUCUGCCGUGAAUGCCAGUAUGGUGUAUGGCCAAGUCAGAUUGAAGGUCAUUUACAGCAUGCCCACCGUUAUAUAUCGCCGGUGAUCCGGAUUCAACUUGGAGACGAGGUCCGUGGCUGGCCCGAGAUUGCCAUAGAUCCCAUCGAGUUGGAUAUUCCACCCAUCCGAAGCCAGGCUAUCCCCCAGCUGAUCGGUCCAUUAGACGGUUGGCAGUGCCAAUUAUCACCGGGAUCAUGUUUAUAUGUAUGCCCCAGUAUCAGUACCAUGCGGCAACAUUGGUUCAAACAACAUGGUUGGAGCCGGACCUCCCACGUCGGUCAUCCGACUCGAUCCACCAUGCAGACCAUCCAGGAGCAGCAGGAACAGGCGUGUCGACGGGUUUCAUGCCAGCGAAUCUUCCCCCGGAAGACCGGGUCCCAGUAUUUCGCCAUUAUCGAUGAAGAAGAGGACUCCGAUCCCAUUCCCACCACACCUGGAUCCACGAUUUGGGAACAAGCCAGCCGGCAGUACGCCGAGUACGAGAAGCAAGCCGCGGAGCGGAUUCAACAGGGCUAUGUGGAUGAAGCCAAUCCGUGGCUCCGUCGGACGGGCUGGGUGCCGUAUUUGCACUCAUUUUCCAGCACCCAGUUGUUGGAAUAUAUCGACAUGCCCGCCAUGGAUGACGCCGUGAACCACUCCCCCGUGGCCGAUCUCGACGAACAGGCCAUCCAGGCCAUAUGGACGGCCAUGGGCCAGGUGGGACAGAUCAGCCAGCAGUCCGUCAUCCACACCGGCGUGUUCGUGCGCAUGGAAGCCAUCCGGACCGAACGGCAUCAAACCCGGUACCAGCCACUGGAGGCGUAUCAGGAUCCGGAGACCAUGACGGAGCGCGUUCGUCCAUGGCAGCAGAUGUUGAUGUUUUUUUGGCAGACGCAGCACCGUACAUCCGACGAGAGGCAUCCCCAUAUCGAUUCACCCAACGACAACACGCCGCAUGGAAUCGACUGGUGCAGAUUGCUCGUCCCCGAAUCCCACCCCCAAGUCCCGGACGGUCGCUGCGAGUCGUCCCGCUCGGAAGAUGAAUCAUUUACCGAUGAUGAUGAGAUGGAUGAGGAUAUGAACCGUGACUCCGAGCCAGAUCCCGAGCUGGAUCCCGUCUCAGAGAGCUCCAUCCCACCAUUAACCCCCAUCCAGCGGGCGUGUUUGGACUUUUGCAUCGAGCUGUUGAACCAGCGCGUGGUGCACCGGGAAUACGACUGCGCCUUGGUGUGUGCCAUGGCGGUGUUGGGCGUUCGAGAUCGAGGUGGAUGGCGGACUCCGGAGGAUUAUCCGCCCAUUUUGUCCAAAGUGAUCAAACUGGCCCGGUUCAUAGUGGUCCGGAAAGCUGUGGAACUGGCCGAGACCGAGGACGACGCCGAACCCGCCAGUUCCAUGCAGGAGAACGACUGGGACAGUGCGUACGGAGGAUCCCCAUCCCCCCGUGCCACACCAUCUAAGAAAGGGUGUUUGCAGUGGAUGACACAGAUGAUGGACCAGUUCAUGGUGCGUGGAACCCAGAGCCCGAUGCAAUGGAUGUUGGAUCUACGGACAUAUGGGUUGAAGAUCCAUUACAAUACCACAUCCGAGGGCCAUGUGACGUGGCAGAAUGACGAUGAGCUGUUAUAUAAAGACGUCAAAUUCACAAUGCGGCAGUUCCGUGGCAUGGUGGACCACACGGUGCGAGAUGCACGGCGGAUCUUGAUGGAGGAUUUGCUGCAAUGUGCCCCCGAUCAGGUGCCUGUGAUUCUGUGGGAGCAGCUAUACGACAAUCCAUUCAAUGAGGAUCCCCAAUGGAGUUUUGUGCAGGAUCCGCGGACCCCAUGGCCCGUCGAUGGCACCGGCUGGCUAUGGCAGCAUAUCCAGGAUCAUCCCCCAUUGUGCCGUCGAUUGAUCCAGGCCGACGGCCACGGCAUUCAGCCCAUCCGCUGGCAGGCAUUCCACCGACGGAUCCGCACGUUUUUGGAGAAGCUGCCGGCGGCGGUCCAAUUCACAUGGGGCCAACCCGCUCGUGCCCCCGAGUUAUUGAGUAUUCGACACGAGAAUAGUCACGUCGGUGGGAUCCGGAAUAUGUUUCUUGAGGACGGCAUGGUGGUGUUAGUAGCGCGGUAUCACAAAGGAUAUCAGGUGAGUGGCGACGUCAAAAUCAUCCAUCGAUAUUUACCGCGGGAAGUGGGUGAGCUGCUGGUGUGGUAUUUAUGGCUGGUGUUGCCGUUCCAACGGCGCAUUGACGCGUGGAUGCAUCAGCGGGAGGACAUCAAUCCCCAUAUCUGGGCAUCCACCUCGUGGGAACCCGCGUGGAACUCCGAACGGUUCCGGCGGAUUUUGCAACGGGAGAGCACCAUUGGAUUGUCCGGACCGGCAUUGAAUAUUGCAUCGUAUCGGGAGAUUGCCAUCGCGAUCAGCCGCCGAUAUAUGCGAGCGGGACGGGCAUUUGCUCCCCACGAUCCAAAUUCCACGGCGACAGACCACCCGCAUGAAGAUGAGGCCCAGAUCAUGGCCCAGAUCGCGGAUGAGCAGGCUGGACACAGCCCCCACGUGGCGGGAGCUGUAUAUGCGCGGGAAGCCACCGAACGAGCUGGCGAAGUGGCCGAUCGACGACAACGAUUCCGGCAAAGCAGCCAGGAAUGGCACCAGUUUUUAGGAUUUGCAUCCGCCAUCCAAUCACUGCGUUCCCGCAUGAUCACCCCAUUCCAGGACACGGCCCAGGCUAGUCAGAUCGAGCGAUGGAGCCAUACCCGAGCCAUGGAUCUCGACGAGUCAUUACAGCAGAUGAUGGGACUAUCCGCCACGUUUCGUGGGACGCAGAAAGCUGUGAUUCAGUCCAUCGUCCAGCGGCAGAGUCCCAUCGUUGCCAUCAUGCCCACGGGCGCGGGGAAGAGUUUAUUGUUCAUGUUGCCCGCCUGGAUGAGCCGUGGGGGCACCACCGUUGUUGUGGUUCCAUUGGUGGCAUUACGGGUGGAUCUCCAACAGCGAUGCCAGACCUUGGGCAUCUCGUGUGUGGAAUGGGAUUCGCGACGUCCCGCGGAUGGAGCCGCCAUUGUAUUGGUGACGCCGGAAUCCGCCAUGAGCGAGACGUUCCAGACCUUUAUCAACCGCAAGCAGUGGACCAAGGAGCUAGACCGCAUCGUGAUCGACGAAUGCCAUAUCAUAUUACAGGAAGGAUACCAGUUCCGGAAGCAAAUGGCGCAGCUGAGUGCAUUGGUCCGCGCGGAGACCCAACUCGUGUUAUUAACCGCCACCUUGCCCCGUGAAAGCGAAGCAUUGUUAUGCCAGCGGAUGUAUUUAGAUUCCCCCACGAUCCAGUGGUUCCGCGGCCGGACCAGCCGGACCAACGUGGCAUAUCAAGUGAUCGAGAUUGGCGCCGGUGAGCCAUCUUGUGAUAUAAGCGAGCUGAUGAUUACGUGGAUUCAGCAGCGCGUUCAGCAGCUCCACGAGGGGAAAGUGGUCAUAUAUGCCAAUACGAUUGCCACCGUCCAGCGGAUUGCCCAUCAACUGCAAUGUCCCGCUUAUUACAGCCAGGCGGUGGAUAAAAAGGGGAUGUUAGCAUCAUUCCAGAAGCAGAAUCCCGGGGUGAUCGUGGCCACGAGUGCGUUGGGAAUGGGGAUUGAUAUCCCCGAUAUCCGGCUGGUGAUCCACGUGGGCCGGACGCGGUCCUUGUUGGAUUAUGGACAGGAAAGUGGACGAGCCGGACGCGAUGGGGCUGCCAGCCAGGCGAUCAUGUUAAUCGAUGGCCACGGAGCGGGUUGGGGGGAUCCGCCCACGGUGGAUUCGCGGGUGCAGGAAUACCUUGGCGGUGGUUGUCGACGGCGGGCAUUAGAUAUAUAUUUGGGCGGGACGGUGGAUGGAUAUACACGGCAGCAGUGUGAGGACGGUGAGGCGAUAUGUGACCAGUGUCAGAGUAGUAUAGAUCCCAAUCCCGCCAGUCCGAAUGCCAGUCCCAAUGGCUGGCUGAGUGCCCGCCAGAAUAACAGACAGGAAGCCAGUGAUUCGGCCAGUGAUUCGGCCAGUGAUUCGGCCAGUGAUUCGGCCAGUGAUUCGGCCAGUGAUUCGGCCAGUGAUCCAGGCAGAGAUCCAGGCAGUGAUUCGGCCAGUGAUUCGGCCAGUGAUUCGGCCAGUGAUUCGGCCAGUGAUUCGGCCAGUCAUUCAGCCAGUCAUUCAGCCAUCCAUGACAGACCAAACGGCUGCCCAAAUAACCGCCCAAGGACCAGCCAUUUCACCAGUCCCAACAGCCACCAUAUCGCCAUUCCCACACCAUCACCCGGUCCACGCAAACGCGCCAUUUCCCACCAUUCCAUCCCCCCCAUGGCCAAACGUCGGGCCCAUCCCAUAUUCCCGUCGACGGCAUAUUACCAGGGGCCCAUGCAACGACAGACGCAGCACGCGGAGGCGGAUGGACAGGAAAUCGAGUCCAUCCGGGAACAGUUUGACCGGUGGGCCGGGCAAUGUCGAUUAUGCGGGAUGACAGGGCAACCAGCGCACCAUAGGAUUGGCAAUUGUCCCCAUCCACAGGCACAGAUUGCGCAGUCAUGGAUGGACCAGGUGAUCGAACAGGUGGUCCACCAGCCACGGGGGGCCGGACGGCGAGGGUAUGAGGCAUAUGCGGCAUGUUUUGGAUGCCAUUCCCCGCAGUGGAUUUGCCAACAGUGGGAGAGCAACGGCUACGGUGGUUACCAGAAGACGCACGAGCGGUGUCAAUAUCCCCAUGUGGCGAUUCCGAUCAUGGGACAGUUAUUGCAUGGACCGCAGCGGCAUUCAAUCCGUGUAGCAUGGCAACAGCGAAUGCAGGCCCAGUUCCCCGGGGUGGACAUUGACGAUGAGCGAGGGUUGAUUGGACAUUUCCAACGGCGAUUUGGGCGACGUGGUGAGGAGCGCAGCGGAUUGGUGGUAGAGAUGAAUUGGAUGUGUGAAUUUAUCGAGCGGGAAUUCCCCGCGUGA
Molecule: messenger RNA, 5016 nt
Organism: Talaromyces marneffei
Lineage: Eukaryota; Fungi; Ascomycota; Eurotiomycetes; Eurotiales; Trichocomaceae
Exons: 2
Coding region: 1-5016 (1671 amino acids)
Biological process (GO): double-strand break repair via homologous recombination
Cellular component (GO): cytoplasm; chromosome
Molecular function (GO): ATP binding; nucleic acid binding; 3'-5' DNA helicase activity
Source: RefSeq, a predicted model, not a curated record